ACCAGUUUGUCGGUUUGACAUUUUACAUUGCAUAUGGCAAUAACACAAACGAGACAAGUAUUGGAGGCAGAAGUGUCAAAUUAAGGAAUUCAUAAAAUCUUAUUAUCUCUAAAUGUAAUAUAAAUAUGUGAGAGAUAACCCAUCCCACAUCCUCUCUUAAGUAUGUUUUAAUAGUUUGUUGCAAUUAAUUUUACUCAGUUAAAAUGGAGAUGUUGAAUUUGACAUCCACUGAAACAAGAUAUUUCAGUGAUUUAUUUUUAUGUUGUGAUGAAGAUAAGGCUGGAAAAGUUGCUUUGUUAAAAGCAACUGAACUAUUUCGAUCUUCUAAAGUUCCCAACGAUGUUUUAAAACAGAUAUUUUCAAUAGCACACCCUACUUUGGCAAAUCAUUUGAACCGUGUUCAGUUUUAUGGAUGCUUGAAACUAAUAGCAGCUCAUCAAGCUCACAUACCUCUGAAUCAAGAAUUAUUGACGAAACAAAUUGAUUUACCUUUACCAAGAUUUAAAUGGAGGUUAAGUGGAAGCCCUGAUCUCAUAGAAUUAAGUGAACAAGAAAGUUUGCAAGCAGAAUCUCUGUCAAUAUAUAAUGCAACAUGUAAUCAAGAACUGAAUGCAAGUGCGAGUCAAGCGACGUCUUUAUUUAUUGAGGAAAAAGGGGAUGCUAGCACUGAUUCAGAAAUGGAACAGAAUGAUCCAUCUGAGUGUGUGACUAGAAAUUCACCAAGCGUUUGGAGUACAACAAGUGAUAGUCCCACUCCUACAAAUAGUGUUGCCGAAAGAACAUGGGGUAGUGUCAUGGGAAAUCAAAUGCACUGGUGUGAAGAGCAGCGUCAGCUACUUGGAACUGAAGAAGAAUCUAGUGACAAACAUAGUAGUGAUGAACCUGAUGGUGAUGAUAUAGAUACAUCAAGUGUUUGGCCCAUUACACAAGAACAGCGGGAAUAUUAUGCUGCACAGUUUAAAAGUCUGCAACCAAAUCCUGAAGGUCUUCUUGCUGGUAGUAUAGCGAGAAUGUUUUUCGAAAAAUCUAGAUUACCUGUUCAAGAAUUGCGUCACAUUUGGCAAUUAAGUGAUGUUACUCGAGAUGGUGCUCUUAAUUUAGCUGAAUUUAAUACUGCAAUGCAUCUAGUUGUUUUGCGUAGAAAUCAUAUUCCAUUACCUAUUACAUUACCAGCUUGUUUAAUUCCCAAUACUGAUAACACACGAAAUAUGGAGAGUGAUGCAAAACAUAGCAAGCCUCUCAAUAAUGACCAUCAAAAUGAUAGUAAUACAGAAAAAAAAGAUUUUAUUACUCAAAACAAUGGUGCUACAAUAUACAAAUCAAUUAGUGUCGAUCACACAGCACCGCAAGUGGCAAAAAGCGAAAGAAAUUCAAUUCCAAAUGACUUUGGCAGCACAAGUAAAGGAAAUGAUCUGUUAAGUGGUGGUGCAUCCCCGGUGCAAGGAUCAACUACUGUGUUAAGUCCGAAUAAAAAAGAUACGUCUUACAAAGAAUGGACGAAAUUUGUAGAUUCUCCCACUUCAAGCAUAUCUAGUCCAGGGCCUAAGCCUGUUAAUUUUGAUUUUCACCUUAGUUCUGUUGAAACCGAUCCAAAGAUUCUGCAUCCUGUACCUCUUAGAGUAACACCUGAUGGAAAUAAUGUUACAAAUGAAGACGAUGAGAGAAUGGCACGAGCUAAAUCGGACCUAUAUGAACAUAAAGGUGAAGGAGAUCUGAUAAUAAAUAGGAAUAGUCCAAAGAAAAUGGUGUUGAACAAUAAUUUUGGCACAAAUAUGGAUGCAUUAACAAAUGAUAUCAAACCAAUACAGAGACCUCAAGCUAAAAAGGGUGCUUUAAAAACAGUCGGAGCAAUUCCACCGCCUCCUCAAAAUAGAGAUAAUUGCACAUUGGGAACAGGAACAACUCAAAAUCGUGAGCUGGUGGCCACGGCUAGUUUAGAUUCUGAUGGACCAAUAUCACUUCCCAACUUCAGUGGUGCGAUUAAAAAAGAAAAGCCUCCUCCACCUCCUCCAAGACAAUAUAGAACGCAUGCUCGCAGCAGCAGUCUAGAUUUGAAUAAAUUAAAACAUUCCCCACCAGCAUUAUCACCACCUCAAAUACCACCGAGAGUCUCUCCUGGACUUGGAAAUAAUAUUCAUAAAAAUAUUAGUCAUACUGAAGAAAAUAAUCAGGACAAUGGUGUUGAAUCUAGUACAUACGAACAAGAUAAUUUAGGUUUUGCUGAUUUUACUCAGUUUCCUGAAUCAAGAGAUAACGUAGACUGCAUACUUCAAUUAGAUGCUACAGGUAACAUUCGGAGACAUGGUGCUUUUGAAGUUUAUCGAAAACCAACGCCGAGGAGUUCUCAGAGUCCUGAAAGACCUGAAGAAAGUGAAAAGGAUGUUUUUGUACCAAAUGCUAAUUAUUUUAAUAACGCUUUGAAAGAGUAUGCGAAUGCUGAAGAUAAAAAGGAAUUGCUUAAAAAAUUGCAAAACCAGAAUAUACUACUUCUUAAAUUAUGUCAAGACUUGAGUGUUGAACUAUCGAUAGUACAAGCUGAAAGAACUGAACUACAGGCUAAGCUUGAUGCUGCCAAACCAUUCUCAGCAAGUUAAAUUUUCUAAUAAUAUAAUACUAACAAAUUUUCAAUUAAAUAUAACUUGAUAAUACUUGAAUCGAUCUGAUAUAGGAGAAUAUUCAGUUAAUUUUUAAUUACACAGUCCUAACAAUAAUUUAAUUUUUAUUU
Molecule: messenger RNA, 2725 nt
Organism: Ctenocephalides felis (cat flea)
Lineage: Eukaryota; Metazoa; Arthropoda; Insecta; Siphonaptera; Pulicidae
Gene: Reps
Product: ralBP1-associated Eps domain-containing protein 1
Exons: 7
Coding region: 204-2594 (796 amino acids)
Biological process (GO): endosomal transport; endocytosis
Cellular component (GO): plasma membrane; cytoplasm
Molecular function (GO): protein binding; calcium ion binding
Source: RefSeq, a predicted model, not a curated record